This is a messenger RNA of Anopheles bellator, 2251 nucleotides long. RefSeq names its product PX domain-containing protein kinase-like protein. Lineage: Eukaryota; Metazoa; Arthropoda; Insecta; Diptera; Culicidae. Bases 233 to 2251 code for a protein of 672 amino acids. Gene Ontology annotation, molecular function: actin binding; phosphatidylinositol binding; protein kinase activity. The record is from RefSeq and is a predicted model, not a curated record. Gene Ontology annotation, cellular component: extrinsic component of endosome membrane; late endosome; early endosome. Gene Ontology annotation, biological process: early endosome to late endosome transport; protein phosphorylation; protein targeting to lysosome. The transcript is spliced from 6 exons.
CCAAACGGAUGUUGUUUUCUUAGCGGUGUGAAGAUUCAGUUUAUAGCAUCAUAGUAUACCGUGCAGGUGGAAAAGGAGACUGUAUAUCACCAAUUGAAGCUGGAUUACACUGCCCGGGUCCCUACGAACUGAUUAGACAGGGCAACAAUAGCCAAGCAGAUUUUUAUAUCGUUUCUAUUUACAUUGCGGGGCCGGGGAAAAUGUCCGAAUCGUGCCCGACCUCAUUCCACAUAUGGCACUGUUCGAGCACACCGGAACCACUCACAAGGUUACCCUAGAUGACACCGAAUCCUGCUGCUGCACCAUCGAAACAGCACAAACUAUUGAUGGGCAUACGGAGUACGUGUUGAGAGUGCAGCGAGGUCCCGUUCCGGAAAACAGCUGGCGCAUUUUGCGGCGAUACAAUGAUUUCGCGUCGCUCAACAAGUGUUUACAAAUUUCUGGCAUCGAUCUGUCGUUCCCGGGCAAGAAGUAUAUCGGUAAUAUGCGCCCGGACUUUAUAGCUGAUCGAUUGAAUGCACUACAGGAUUAUAUAAAUCAAGUACUAAUGAAUCCCAUUUUGGCAUCAUCGCUACCUACAAAAAAGUUCAUCGACCCGGAUAGCUACUCGACGCCGUUCCAUGAUUUGGCCCUCCAAUAUGCAUCGAUGAGUUUGCGCACCGAUGGCGUUUACACGCUUGGUCAGUCUCUUGGUCCGAUCGGUUGGAGACUGCGCAAGCACUACUUCAAGGUGGUGCACAAACCGCAGGGUAACAAGCAUUCACCUGGCCAUUCCACCACCAAACACCAUCUCAUUAAAUCAAGCUCCCAAUCGCACGGGAAGCAGCAUACAACACAGGUUUGCGUCACGACGUCAACCGAGAAGGAUUAUAACAGCAGCGCACGCGACCAAAGCGGUAGAGACGAUUUGAUACUGAGCUGGACUGAGUUUGGACCAGAUCGAUACGUGGACGAUAGGGAAAUUCAUACGGUUCUGAAAAACUAUGGCGGUGUCCAACAUCCGUACAUUGUACCGAUCGAACACAUCGCAUCCAACGAUAGCGGGGCGCUCGUAAUAAGGAAAUUUUACAAGCAAGGCAGCCUGAAAGAUACUCUUUGCUCAGCCAGUCCUUGCAAUCCGUUCCUAUCGAAAUAUGGUAGCCCGAAAGGCAGAGCACCAUUGCCGCUCAAGGAGUUGGCACUGUACGCCCGGCAGAUACUGGAAGCAAUUCGUUUUCUCCACUCGAAGGGAUUAGCCUGUGGACAUGUUCACUGUGGCAACGUGAUCAUCGUCGAUGGGGUGGCUAAACUGAUGGAUGUAGAGAAUUUUUUCUUCGGUGUCCCAUCCUUCUACCGGCCAUUUUUCGUGCAGCACAGUAAGAUCAACAGUUGUGAGGCAAUCGAUGUUUACGGAUUCGGUCAUCUGUUGUACGAGAUGUGCAUGGGAUAUCCGCUGCAGGACUCGUAUGCUCGACAAAUCGCCGAUUGUCCUGAAAGUUUGAAAUCACUGCUGGAAUCGAUACUUUCGAGGGACGCGUGCAAAUCGGCGCUACCUACAUUGGACCAGCUGACUACACAUCCGUUCUUCGGCGAGUAUGCUGGCCAGUUUAACGAAAUAUAUGCGACCACCAUCAGUGUGCAAAAACCGCACCUCAAGUUUUCGAGCUCCGCCAAAGAUCAACUGAAGCUGGCGGUACAAAAGACUGAAGCACGGGUACGCGAUGAACAACGAUCGGUGAAGAACCAGAAACGUUUAGUCCGAGUCCAGGAAAUGAUGACUUCCGAGGAGGAAAAAAAGAAAAUCAAACAGAAAGCCAAACACGAACAGAAACAGGCGAAGUUGCGGGCACAAAACUCGCUGCAGCUAAAUAAUGGACCGCCGGCUGCCUCUUCCGGCAUUACGGCCACAGUGCAUUUGUCCAGCUCGGUCGGUGUCAUCGUUAAGUCGGACAGCACGAACAGUAUUACCUCACCGCAGGAAGCUCUAAUGUCGCCACCGCCCCACGCGACCGACAGUGGAGGCAGCUGUUCACCACAGCCGCCUCCGUCGGCUCCACCGAUUCCCGUGCAUCCUUUCUCGUUGCCUCUUGUUGCUGACUCACAACCAGUGGUUCACGGCGCUGCCACGUCGUCGUCAGGUAAGCUAGUGAAGUCAAUUUCUGGUGACGAUAGUAGCGCUGGUAACGUUAGCAAUCGAAGUGCGCUGCUCGAUUCGAUUUGCAGCUUUAACAAAGGUGGUCUGAAGAAAAUUAAUCCUAAUCGCGAAAAAUAA